Penicillium atrosanguineum is the source of this 684-nucleotide messenger RNA. Its product is annotated as class I SAM-dependent methyltransferase. The record is from RefSeq and is a predicted model, not a curated record. NCBI's taxonomy places the organism in Eukaryota, Fungi, Ascomycota, Eurotiomycetes, Eurotiales, Aspergillaceae. Bases 1 to 684 code for a protein of 227 amino acids. The transcript has a single exon.
AUGUCCGAGCUUAUUGAUAGCCACCAGAUCAAGGACGAUAUAAAGAAAGCUUAUGAUGACAUUGCCGACGUCUACCUGGAAUGGACACAACCUUCUCAUGAAGUACGUCUUUCCUAUCUCGAGACCGUGCUUCGAUCCCUUGAUUCCGCAAAGGAGAGGGGAAAAUCGAACGUCCUUGAGCUAGGUUGCGGCGCCGGAGUACCGUGUACUCAGCUUUUGGCAUCCCGUGAAUAUAUCAGCGUCACCGCGAAUGACAUAUCCGAGACUCAAAUUGCUAUGGCAAAAGAGCGACUGCCUGAGUCCGUGAUCCUAAUUCAAGGAGACAUGAUGGAAUUAGACUUCAGCCAGGAACAUUUCGAUGCUGUGACGGCUAUGUAUUCCAUUUUUCAUCUGCCGCGCAACGAACAAACUAUGAUUCUUCGUCGCAUUUUUGAUUGGCUGAAACCCGGAGGACAGCUUCUCGCGAAUUUCCCUGAGACUGGAUUUGCGAGCUCUUCUGAUCAAUCUUGGCUAGGUGGCACAAAGGGGGCAAUGCACUGGAGCGGUUGGGGUAGAGAAGAGAUGGGUAGACUUCUCACAGAAAUUGGCUUUAAGAUGGAGAUUGAUGAGGUUGUCGUGGAUUCUGAAGAAACUAACGGAAUUCCACGCAACGUCGCGUUUCAUUGGAUCUUAGCCAAGAAAUGA